This is a messenger RNA of Chironomus riparius, 3971 nucleotides long. Lineage: Eukaryota; Metazoa; Arthropoda; Insecta; Diptera; Chironomidae. The record is from the annotation of a GenBank genome assembly.
CGAAAUUUCAAUCAAAAAAACAUUUUUUCAAAGAUUAAUUAAUUUUACCAGAAAUACAGCAUAAUUCACCAAUAAAAGUGUCAAUAAACAAUAACAACAGCAAAAUACAGCAGAAUCAAAUUGAGAAUAAAUCAAAAUGGACCUAGAAAAUGAAUUGCUUAAUUACAUUAAGAACAGCCUUAAUGGAUCACCGGAAAGUAGUGUUAAAUUCUUAAUUAAAUCAUGGAAUUCAUCUUUACUGGAUACGAACGUCAAAUAUGAGAUAAUUUUAAGGAAUUUCGAGAAAACAUUUUUAAAUCAACUUUUAACAGCCAAAAAUUAUGAUUUAAUUAAGGAAUGUCUUGAUCUAAAGUUCCCGCAAAGCUCUGUGAGUAAUAAUGUGAUUAAAUCAGUGCUGAAUAGUGUAAAAAGUAUAUUAAAAGACCAGACAACAGAAUCUAUAGAAUGUUGUACAACAAUUAUGCUAAAUGAAAGCUAUAAAGAGUAUUUUAAGCAAAACUUGACAACUUACAGUAAAUUCAUUGGAUCUACAUUAACAAGCUUCGAUGAAAUUAAGUGCAAUAAGUAUGAGAUAAUAGAUUAUAUCGUCCGUGAACUUCAUUAUUUCGCAAACUUGAACGAUUUCUCAAAGCAAUUCAGACAGAAUGUUCUAUUACAGCUGUAUAAAGCAGCAAAUAAGACCGAUAAUGUUAAUAGUAUGUGGAACUUGAUUAAAUCAAUAUUUUUCUCACGAUCACUAUCAUUAAAUGAGGAUUCAGACGAUGAAUCCAUUAAAAUAUUCAGCGAUAAGGAAGUGACCUAUGAGCAAAUGGAAGUGCUCAUCGAAUCAUUCAUAAUAUCAUUCAAAUCUGAUUCGUUAAAGAUUGUAAAGUUUUUAAAUCAUUUUAAUGAGAACGUAUUGUCAAAGUACGAGAGCAACAAUGAUGAAUAUCUAAUUCACGUAAAAAUGCUCUACACAAUAUUAAAGAAACAUGAUAUAGAAAUAGCGGCUUUAAAAAAACUAGAAUCAACCUUUGAAAGCUUUUCACUGCAAAUAAUAGAUCGCGUGGAAAGUUCAAUUAAUGAGAUGAAUUUAUGUGAAUAUUUUCAAGUGCUAUCGACGAUUAUCGCGUACGAUCCAUUCAUUUUUGUUGAUAAUAACAUGAUUUAUAAGCUAAUUGCUGAAUGUAUGAUGAAGGAGAAAUGUGAAGAAGAUAUGUCUAGUUAUGAAUUACUUCUAUCUACUGUUGUAAAGAUUUUCGGAAAGGAUAUCUAUCAAUUUAUUAAGAAACUAUUGUCUGCGAUUAGUUUAAAGCUUGUUGAUUUUGAAAUUCCAAAGAAAAGAAAGAGGAAGAAUUCAAUUGAGCCAAAAGGAAGUGCUAAGAAGAAGAUGAAGCUUAAUGAUGGAUGUCCAGCAUCAGUAGAGAGCUUCCAUAUCACUAACAUUUGGCCAAACUCCAUUAAAACCCUUUUUGAUGAAAUAUUUGCAGACAUAAAUGUCAAUCAGACAACAAAAUUAUGGAAAUAUUUAAAUGACUGUUUAAGGGACAUAAUCAGCAACUUGAAGGAUUCAAUUGAUGAAAAUAUUCUAUUUAAAAUUGACUUUAUCUCAUCCUUAAUAUGCCAAUUAGUCACUUCCAGUAGAAUUCAUGAGCAUCUUGUUUACAAGUCGUCGGAGAUUUCAGAUAUAAUCGACGACUUUAACGACGUACAGCACAACUUUUACGAGACAAUAAUAGAAAUUGAAUAUAAUAACCGAAUCAUGAACGCGUUCCUCAAAAUGUCUUAUGAUUAUGAGAAUUUUAUAAUGAUGUACUUUUAUCAUUACGAUGAAGAAGUUAAAAGUGAACUUGAUCCAAUUUUUAUAGCUGACAAAUCAAGAAUAAAGUCCAGUGAAUGGAAAAUUAUUCAGCAAAGAAUUAAUAAUUUUGGAAAAACUGAAGAAAAGAGUUAUUCGAAUCUUUUAAUGCUCCAGCAUCUUAUCAAAGGAAAAUUGUUUAAAAUAUCAAAUCACGAUGACGAUAAAGACUUCCUGCAAACCCUUUUAAUUAAUAAAGAGCAGAUAAAUUUGUUAUUAGAUCAAAAGCAUAUUCGUCUACAUAUUUUCAAUCUCUUAAAUGAUGAAUCAGCAGUCACAGACUUGAUAGACAUUUUAUACUCAAAAAUUAAUGAUGAUAAGGAGAAACUUUCCAUAGUUUUGAGCAUUGCUAAAAAUAAUUCAAAAAUGCUAGAAUCACUGACGAGUUUAAUGCUGAAAAACAACGACAUUAAUGAUUCUAUUGAAGUAAUAAAGACUCUGCCGAUUGCGUAUAUGACGCAAGAAAUCAAAAAGAUGAUAAUACAGAAAUUGCUACUUGAUACAAAAGCAGGCACGACAGAUGAAAAUUGUUUUGAUUUGAUAAUCACAUUUAAUAAGAUCUUUAAAAAUGAUGGAUAUAAGAAUUUCUUUAAAGAUUUCACUCUCAUUUCAUUGAUUGAAAGUCUUAGUGACAUUAAUACGUUCAAGACUGUUUAUGAGAUGAUUUUUAGAACCAGUGUUAAGAAAAUGUCUGCAGACGUGCUUAGCAAUCUAGAAUGGAUUUUAAAAGAAAGCAAAAAUAAUGAAUUAAUUGAAAUUUUAGCUACAACAAUGUGUGACAUAAACCUUUCAGCAACAAACGAAUGUAGUAUUGAUAAGAUAAACAAUUUCAAAUUGGAAGUGAUUGACAAUUUAUCAUCAAAACUUAAUAUACAGAAUAUUGUCAAGGAACAGCGUUUAUUCUGUAUAUUUUCAAGGCUCUGCAGUCAAAACAUGCAGAUUGUUAAAGAUGAAACUAAGGAACAUCAUUUGAAUCUGUUAAAUAAGUUGCUAGGAUCGAUGGCAAAAUCUACAGCAGCAGAUAACACGAUCGAAUUAUUCAUGUUAGCCCUGAAAGAUGCCAAGAAAUUAAAUCUUAAUGAUGAAAUUAAAGGCGGGAUUGUUAAGGCAUUAACAAAACAUCUGCGCAAUGUUAUUGAAGAUAAAAUGUUAAAAGCAGAAGAAAACGAAAAGAAGUCCAAUAACGUUGAUAGAGAAAAAGAUUUAAUAACGACAUUGAGCUCAUUUAAAAGUAAUUGUCGCGAAGAAUGUUCACAAUUUUUACAUAAACUUCUGAACGGAAAGGACGCAGUGGUUACAGAUAAACAAUUAAUCUAUAGCUUUAUGAUUUACGAAAUAUUAUUUGAGAAUUGCGAGAAGAAUGAGAAAAAGGAGAAUACAACAUUAGUCAAAAGCUAUAUGAAGCAUUGCGAUAAUUUAGUCAUGGUACGAGGCAAGAUAACAGAAACUGACCUCCUGUGUUCCAUAUAUUCGACUCAUAUCUCUAUGAUGAAAUGCUACAAAGAGAAAUUAAAUUUUCUUAUUAUUGAUGACAUUUUCAACUUUCACAUUGAUCAACGUCAUCAACCAGCAUCGGAAUCUGUUGAAGAUUUUUGUAAAUUUUAUGAUAGUGUUGGACAAUUUUUGUUUGUGCUUGGAAACUUCCAACAGAAUUACUUUAAAUCAAGAAUCCCACAAUAUUUCAAGGCUUACAAUAAGUUUCUAGAGGCAAUUUACUUCUACAAGGCUGAUGAUAAAGAACAAUUCGAUGCAAAGGAAUCAUCAAUGUUGUUAAGGCUCACAUUACAGCUAGAAAACAUCAUGAAAAUGCUGAUGAAACUUCACAGCAAUUCAUUCAGUAUCAUUUCACCAUACAUAGUCUCGUCGAUCGUAAAUGUCUUUAUCAAAAAUCCCAAAAUGCUCAAUGUUGGUGAUAAGUUUAAGGUGAACAUCAAAAAUAUUUGUUAUCAACUUUUGUCAACAUUUGAUGAUAAAACUCGUAAACAUAUUUGUGCUGUCGUUGAUGAAUCGACAAGAGAUGUCUAUGACAAUUUGUUCUUAGAAUUUAAAAGAAAAUGAAACAAGUAAGUUCUGAAAUUAAUUAGAAAUAAGUAACAAAGUUUUGUAUAGAUACUGUUUAAAUAAAUUUUUUCAU